CGUGCGUGAACCCGUGAAACGUUCCUUGAUUGGUUCAUCCUGCGCGGCUUCGCGCCCCCGAAAGGAUGAUGAUCCGGUCCUUGAUGGCCACAGCCGAGGCCGUCCCGGCACUAGCCGGAGGACGUUCCUUCGUGGCCCGCCGGACGAUGGUGUUCAAACCGAAGGCCAGUCAACCGAUCUACAAAUGCACCUGGAAAGGCUGUGGUCUCCACUACACUUCCUGCUCUGAGGUUACCGCUCACGUUCGAAACGCACAUUUAGGUCCCCGCAAACCAGACGAGGACAGCGACGAGGAGGAUUUCUUCUUCACCGAGGUCGAGGAUGAGAGUGACAGUGGCUACAGUGCGCCCCAUCCGCCAUCGCCACCGACUCUGAGCCACCGCGACAUGGCUCGACCCCCGCACGAGGACCCGGAGUACCAGCGGCAGAUCGUUGGCAACUACCGGCUGUCGAUGUCCUCCCAGCAGCAGCAACUCCAGCAACACCAACAGCAUCCCCAGCAUCAGCUACCACAGCUCCAUCAGCUGGGUGCUGACAUCAAACCACCACUGCCGGCGACCCCCGGAAGCCACCAGCAGCAACAGCUGCACCAUCAGCAUCCGAGUUUGAAUAACAACAACAACAAUACCAUUGGAGGCCAGCAGCAGGGCAGCAACGGUACCAGCAGCAACAACGGAAGUGGUGCCGGGGUGCACACUUCCCCGCUGAUACAUCACAACUACACCUGGUCGCAAGUCAGUCCGACCUCGCCUCAGAAGCACGUCCGCCUGUCGCCCCGCCCAGCGCCCUACAAUAACCCUUACCCAAAUGCUCCGUACGCAAACCAAAUAAGUCAACAACACCACUACCAACAGCAGCAACAUCUCAGCCAGAUCCAGCUCUCGCCCGGUAGCACCACCUACCAUCACCAGUCGGCCGGUGCCGGUGCGCUGGCUCUAUCGAGCACGGGACAAUCGCCGCUGAAUGGAUCCGGCACCUUCGUGGCCCCGGGAACGAGCCCCAGCGGCAGCACCAAUCGGUCGCCACUAUCGCCAAACCGCCGGACCCGAGGCGAAAACAAGAAGUGCCGCAAGGUGUACGGCAUGGACCACAAGGAUCAGUGGUGCACCCAGUGCAAGUGGAAGAAGGCCUGCAGUCGCUUCGGAGACUGAUCCAAAUCGAAGAAGACGUCGACAUCCGGAUCGUCAUCGUCGUCGUCGUCGUCGUCAUCAGGGUCAUCUGUUACUUCGUCUACCGCCUCUGGGUCGUCGCCCACGUCGGUCCUGGCAGCGGCCGCCGCAGCAGCAGCCGCCACGAUAACGCCUCUGGCAGCACCGAACUCCCUGGCGACCCAUCCUCAACACCAGCAUCACCCACAACAUCAUCAUCAUCCUCAUCACUAUUUGCAUUCGCUGCAUCAUCAUCAAUCGGGAAAUGGGGGAACUGGCGGCGGCAGCAGCGUAAGUAACAAUAGACAACUGCAGCCGGUCUGAUCGAACACUGUUGUUUCGGUGGAUCAGCGACGAAGCAGGCGACGACUUUCGGCAUCGUCGUAAGCGUGUUGUGUUUUUUGAAAGAGAGAGCAAACGACGUUCGAGUGGUUUUAGUGAGAGACGGAACGAGUGUACGUGCACUGUAAAUAUAAUCGUGAUAUAUUUUAUGGUAAUAACAAAAGGACAAUGUUAAACAGGAGAACUAAAGAAAAAUACGCGUGUGACAUGGAAGAAAUAUACAAAAAGUAAAAUCAUGUAACUCAAUACAGAAAAGCGGGGGGAAAGAUAAUUCGUAAAGAGAUAGUUUGUAGGUUCUAUUGAGUGUAACAAUGUUAGCUAUUUAUAUUCUCAGCAGUGCAGUCGAAAAAAAACCCAUUGUACAGUAACCGGAUUGAGAAAGAGUAUAUUAUGUGGACAGAUGGAAUCAAGCAUUCUAUAACCCGAAACAUCUAAUGAAUCAGAUUCAAGAAAUAUUUUUAUAUUAUUACCACACCCUAUCGCUGUAAAUUAACGAAAGAUAAAAACAAUAGGAAAACCGACUCUGGUAAACGUGACAUUUUUCCCAUCAACUGUUAGAGAAAAAUAUUCCUUAAUUUUGCUUUCCGUGUACCAUUUACCUCACAGUAAUGGGGCAAAUGGCAAUCAGCGCUACAUUAAUUCGCAAUCACCAAAACGCCACAAAACAAUACAAACAAAUAUCUGCAAAAGUUACAGCUUCAAGUUGAAUUCCCAUUGUGAUUUAAAACUGUUGAACAUCUAUUAUCCUCUUCUGCGAAAGCAGAACCGUACUAAACAUUGACAAACAAAAAAAAAUAAAGUAAAAACCAUCGCUGUUGUUCAAAGCUUGAAAAUUCUUUAUUGUUGAUUUAUGAUGCAUUAUCUUUGACUAAAUGUUGUAACACACACACACACCCAACCAUUAAUCGUUUUUCCUCGUCACAUUCGCAACAAUAACACCCACCACUCCCAUUUUUGAAAAUAAUGGAUACAAAAAAGAAAAAACAAUGCACCCUACCCCCAGGAAGCCAUCCAAAAUGGUGGCCCAAACACAUGCAAGCUAAAGUGAAAAAAAACACCCAAGAAAAGAAAGUAGAAGAAAAGUGGCAAACAGUGGCAGAAACACACAACGUUUGCAAUCGCAGUAGGCAGUUACACAGGCUUCGGUUUGCAAAAAUCAGCACCAACAACAGCUGAAAUUCGGGACUUUUUCGGAACAACAUCCUCGGAAAAGACCCCCGAAAACAUACCGAAGUUAUCCGGUGAGAAAAGUUGCUAAGAAAAUGAAGGUAAAACAAGUAGAAAUUGGAUUUUGAAUGGUUGUCUAUCUCUUUAUCGAAUUCUUUGGGUACUCGAAACGGAAAUGGUAAAGCAAAAUAAAAAAAAAAAGAAAAUUAACGAUUGGAAACAAAAUGCAACAAGACUUUUAAAGGCUGAUUUAGUUUUAACCAAAAUAAAAAUCGGUAAUUUAAUAUUAAAUACAAGAAAAAAAAACAUUUAACGAAAAAAAACGCUGCGUCCGCGACAAACUUUGACCGAAAUUUCAAUAAAAAAAAUCUAAAUCAACUGUAAAACGCAAAAACAAAGAACUGACCGUCAUAUCAACUGACAUCGGAAAAACAUUGGCUGAUUUUUUGCCGUCAGCGAAACUCUAAAGAAGUAAAAAAAAAACAACAAGUCACGACACAAACAAACAAAAUUUGUAUCAUCGGAAACAACAACCACAUGCACCGGUUCGCGUAACCAAACGAAUCGAAACCAACAAAAUAAAAUCUAAAAAUAAAUCUUAUUACUAAGAAAACCAAUGACAUCAAUCGUAAUUGAUUACUUGAACACACUUCGAAAGCGACAAGCAAACAAAAAAUGAAGCAACAUGCAAACGUAAUAACUGAUAAACAACAAAAAAAACUAGAUCAUAGAAAAAAAAACGCGAAUAAACCACUGCCAAUAAAGUUAAAAAUAAAAAUGAAGAUGAAGAUCAAAUGAAGUAAGUUGCGUACUACAGAUUACAAAUAAAAAGAAAAUGAAAUCAUAUUAAGAAAAACAAACCAUUUAUGAGUGAAUGAAAUGAAACAAACAAAACAAACAAGAAUACCAAUAAAAUUAAAAACUAGCGACUACUGAAUGUGUAAAACCCACCCUCCUCCUCCAGCUGAGAGACCCCGUCCCAAACUUCCCCCGGCAAAUUGCAACUAUUUGACGUGUGUUUUCCAUUGAAAUAAAGAAAAAAAUUACUGUAAAGUGAAGCUGAAAGUACUGGAACGAAGUUUUCUGGGGGAAAAUUCCCUUGUUUUUUAAAGAAGAAAAAAAAUCCGAGCUGCUCGAAAAGCAACUUUUUUUUUGUUAAGCUGCAACAGGUAAAAUUGUGAUAUUUCAAGGAAGUUGAAACAAAACCUCUAUUGUUUCACAAGUGGCGAUCGGAAUCGCAUGGUUUUCUUUUACAAAUCGAACCAUUUUCUGUGAUUGUUUUUUUCAUUGUUUUAUUUUUUAAGUUAAACCCUGAACUUUUUUUUGUUGACAACUGCUUUGUUAAAACUAUACAAGUUGGCUGAAAUCUAUUGUCUCGAAUUUAGACACUCUCUUUUACGCUUCAAAUGUUGAAUUUGUUUCCAUGGAGACAGUGAGCUGUCACUAAUUUGCCUUCGAACAUUGACGCUAACAAGCGUUUUACAUUUUUUUGAUUUCGCUUCGCUAACUGCUCUCUCACACGAAGACAGUUUUUGUAACAGUAACGUCUAAAAUUCAACAAAAAAAUAUGAAAGAGGAUGUUUAGUUGUAUUGUUUCCAAACAUAGGAAUUUCUCCACGCGUUGAAAUACUACAAAAAAACCCAUUAAGAGCUUCCGUUUCGUUGCAAUGUAAGGUGCGCUUCCUUCUUCUCUCGCUCUUUUUCGUUUGCUUUCUCCCGCUUGAAUUUGUUUGUGUUUCGCAUUGAACGGUCUUAGAGCAAUCGCACGAGUGCUACCAAUUUCUGGGUUGAUUCCAAAUUCCAAAACAUGAACAAUGCGCGAUCAAGUCUUUCCACGAGCCACCAAAUUUGGUUCGAUAAACGCUUCCGCAAAAACAGAACUUCAAUACGAUGCGAGUUAACUUUUAUUAUUGUCCUUACUAUUCUUUUUACAAUUGAACGUUGUUGAAAAGUCAAACAGUUGUCAUUUUAGCAUCCCCCAAACACACUGUCCCGCUCUAGAAAUGUGCAAUUUUAAAACAUGAAUAGAAACUAUUCUAAAAGUAAAAAUAACCUGUAAUCAUAAAAGAAAAAGACCCCUUGAGAAUGAUCUCUCAUGAUCUCCUCCCUAACUUCGGAAACAAAUUUGUUUGCCUUUUGUUGCUCUUCUCCCGUAUUUGUGCACGUGUGUUGUUGUGUAAUGUGCGCAAAAUUUUCGAUCGAUUUAAAGCAGCGCCAACUGCGAGCGAGCGAGCGUCUCAGUAGUGUGCAAGUACACUGUAAAAUCAAAAUCGGCAAUAUUUGAGUAGAUUCUUAAGCAAUUGAAAAUAAAAUUAUAAUUAUAAAAUAUAUCAAACACCGUAGAUUGAUGUUCUUUCUUUCGGCUCGAAUACAUGACUGAACACGAAAUUUUCACCAAAUCGCGAUAAUCAACUACUACUACUACUGUAGAACAAGACUAUAAUCAACAACAACAACAAACUGUUGUGGCUGCUUUACAUAAACACGACGAACACACAAACACACACUUAAUCGAAAGCAAUCGAUCUCAUUAUUUUUUUGUUCCAAUUUUUAUAAAACGGGGAAUGUUCUCUCGAGUAAAAAUUUCAAAUUUCACGUGCGAAAAUUGUAGUAGAAAUGACAAUCCACAACCACAACUUUAAAUAAACAACAACAUUAUUGUUUAACUUUUUAUAUGUCAUUCGCUUUUAAAGUAUUGAAAAGAGUGAAAAGUUCCUCCAUUUUUAGUCAAAGACCUGAGACGAUCAUGUACGAAUGACAGCGUUUAUAUAAUUUAUAAAAUAAGAGUAUUUCUUAACAACUCAAUCCCUGAUUUAAUAUUUACUCCCAGAAUUAUUCCGUUUUUUUUCUCGAGAUUUAAAAACUUUACUCGUGUAUUUGAUGCUCAUUUAUGAGUAUAAUGCUUCUCAACAUUGCUUUUUAAUAUGUACCAAAAUGGGCGUUUUCAAAAUUCACGCAAACUGAACUGAGAUUUAAUCUCGACCAGAGAAAUACUCACCAAAGAAGAUCGGGAGAAUACUUUUCUAAAAUUCAAAUCAAAAGUCGUCCAGAGCAGUCAUUUUCCGUUUUUAAGGUUUCUCUAAACUGCGUACAUUUAAAAAAAAUUCAUCCUUCAAAAUCAUUCAAAAUUGGGAGGGCAGCGAAAAAAAAUUUAAAUCCCAACAAAAUCGGCACGAUACUCCAGAAAAAGAAGAAAUGGAUAAAAAUUACAAUAUAAAAGACUAAAUUUUUUGCCUAUUUAUAUGUACAAACUUAUAAAGUCAAGAAAAACUUGUAAUUGGGUAAAUUUUCGUCGUAAACUUUUGCAAGUUUUUUGCAUCUGUAGAAUUACAGUAAAUUCAAUAAAACUGAAAACAACAAAUACCCGUUUGCGUAACGCAAAAUUUGAAGUUGUUGACUAGAAAUACCGACUAAAAAGUGAGGUUAGAAGGUGAUUGGUAAGAUUAAAAUAUUACAAAAACAAAAACUAGAGAAAACGCGUGAAUCGUAAUAUCAAACUAUCUAAGUGUGUGUAAUCAGUGCGUUUGAAGCAUUGUAAACUAGACAACAACAAGUGGAAGCAAAAUAAAAACAUCAACUAUCGCAACAAAAAAUCAACAACAACAACUUAUCGAACAGCGCGCGCAAUUCGUGACGAAACGUAAAGGAAAACACUACCUACUAAGCUCUUCUUCUUCUUGUUACGCUUUGAUAAUGAUGAAACCAACCAAUUAUUGAACGCUUUAUAAACCAAUAAAAAAACAAACUGUGGAACAGACACUAAACAACAACUACUACUAAUAUUCUGAGAUGAAAACAAAACGAUGAUAGUGUAAGCGGAAGGAAGAACCACAAACAUACAACAGCAACAACACACUCACACCUAAAAAAAACAACAAUAUUGUUCAAUAUCCCUCCAAAACUUAAAAAAAACAAACAACCUUGUUGGAUAGAUAAAUUGAACCCCUUUUGAUAUUUGGGAAAAAUCUUCGAACACAUUUUAAGAUAUCUUUUUUCGAAAGGAGUACAAUUUUUACUAAUCGUCAACAUAGCAAAGGAAGCGGGAAAGGCAUAACACUUGAUGUAAAGUGAGGUAUACUGACCAGGGAAAAAAAAUCACACAUUGAACAAACCAAGCAGCAAAGCCACUUUCAUUGAUCCAAUGUUUAAAAAAAGUUAAUCGAAAUGAUUUAAAAUCAAUCAUAAAUGAGGCAGUCUACACCAGCGUGUAAGGUCAUGCUCGAAUGAAAUAAACACUCGCUGGAAGAUGUCAGGGACGAUACUUGCUCCGAAAGGUAUUCGCGUAAGUUUGGAGUGAUAUUGUUUCCUUAAAAUAAAAUCCUCAACAGCAUCACCGGUGUCUUCUUGACUUUAUCGUCCCAUAAUACAUGAUUUCAUUUGAAGUUUUCAUGGUUAGAACGCAAAAUGAUUUAAAAUCAAAUAAAAAUGAUUUAUACUACAGCAGCGUGUAAGAAAAAUUUCGUCAGAAAUAAUCGCUCUCUGGAAGGUGUCAGGGUUAAUGUUUUAUGCCAAAUGCAAUCUCGAAAAUUUUAGAAUGCUUUUCAUGGUUCAAAUUUUCGUUAUUUUGAAUCUUUUUCUGCGCAUUCUCGUCUCAUGGAGCUUGCUUUUGUUCCGUUUCUAGAUAACAAAGUUGUGUUUUGCUGUUUAAUUGGUUUAAAAGUUAGAACAUUGUGAUUUGUAUCCAACAGUUACCUCAACCAAGAUUUUUCUUAAAUUUAUGUUAAAAAUCGAAAGCAUCAUUUUUUCAAUUUCUUAUCAAACAAACUGGAAGAGAGAUUAAUCGAAAAGCCAGUAACACGAACAAGGUAAAAAACCUAUAUAAAAACAAAAGAGUUAAGCUUUCCUUCGAGAAGCACGCGAUCGAAGGCGGAAAGAGAAAAUAUUAUUAAUAAAAUGGGCAGAUAAAAAAAAUCUAUUACAAUUUAAAUGUUUUAAUCCAGAAAUGUGAGCGUGUAGGUUAGAUGGUGAAAAUUUUAGAGAGUGAGUUGUUUGUUUCCUCCUGCUAUUGAAUAUAUAUUAUACAUUACAAACUAGAAAUCGAUGCUAAGGACGGAUAUGUGAAAGUGUUCGGCAAAACUGUUUUGGAGCUAGCGUAUGUGUGAAAGCGAAAUCGAAAAGUGUAACAGUUCAGAUUCCAGCAACUCUGCGCGUGAGACGAAUGUUGAGAGAAAAGGGCAAGAAAGAGAAGCGAGACCAAUGAAAAUUAUGAAAGAGAGACGGAACAAAUUCGAGAAAAAGUGUUAGUUCAGUAUUUUUGGUUACCGAUAUGCAAAACUAUAUAUUGAAAAACGGCUUUUAGAGUUUAAUGUUUUUCUUUCUGUCAGCAGCCAAACAAAAAUUAAGAGAAGAUUUAACAGUAAGCUAAAUUUGAUUCAAAAAAGGGUACAUUUUCUGCUAAAAUAUAUAUUAUAAUUAAAGUCACUACGAUGUCUUUCUCAUUAUUGUUAAGUUAGAACACCGUGGGAAAAAGCGAAUAACAAACACGAAUGCCGAUUCAACAGUAGCAGUUUUGGAGGUUAGGUUCGCUAAGAUCUUGUACUAUUUUACCUUAUUUAUGGGCCAUUUAUACCUAAGAUUAUACAUUAUAUUUUAGCGUUCAAAUUGUUGACACUCAGCUGCAGGAGUUCGGUCAAGACUAAUCCGGAUUCAAUUUCAGCAGAAGUAAGAGAUAAAAAAUAUCACACGAUUUGUGUUUUUUGUUUAUAAAACUUAAGCUAAACCAAUUCACUAAGAGAUAAGCGAAAGAAAAAGAGAGAAAGAGUAAAAAAUUGUACCAUUUAUAUUCUAUAUUUGUCCCUAGGAAAUAAUUAUUUUACACACAUAGAUUCACAUUCUUAGAUUAUAUUCAUAUACAUUUAUUUCUUUUUGUUAACAAUAUUUUUAUUUAUUUAUUUUUAGAGCAUGAAAAAAGCUUAAAUUGAAACAAUCUAGCAUAAUUUUACACCCCUCCACUGCAAAUGGAAGUAAGACAAAAACACAAACACACAUACACAAACACAUAGCAGAAAGAAAACCCCAAAAUAUAAGAAACACAUCACACAGAUGACAAAACUGUACAUAGCUAAAAUCGAAAGCGAACAAAAACUUGUAAAGAAAAAAAAUAAACAUCAAAUCAAACAGAAGAAAAUCUAUCAAACCAAAUUGACAAAACAACAAUAGGUAAAGCAAAAAAGAGUAAACCAUCUUCAGAGAUCCUAAACGUAAAAGGCACGAGCAGGAAACGGGGGCAGGUCCUCCUUUUCCUCAAACAAACUAUUGAAAACGACCAUUAGAUUUCACUUUAAACUUCAAAAAACAAACACAAAACUACCAAAAGCACUCUUACCCUCUGGAAAACAAAACUAAACUUACAAAAAAACGUUCAUCGAACAGGCAAAGUCUGCUGCAGGGUAAAUCGAAAAGUCCGCGGGAGUUCAAAAUUUAGCACAAUUGAUUUUAUUCGGCCAAAUGACUACGCAAAAUGCUCCUCCUCCUGAAUAUUGCCUAGAGCCAACAGAAAUCUAAAACUUUCGAUUCGGAAUCGCAGCAGGCUUUUGCUGGUUUCCAAGAACUUUGUGGCCCGCUCGAAAUCUAAUGUAAAACAACAACAACAAAAAUCAACAACAUCAUCCAAGUAACCCUCUCUGGUUAGUGGAACAAUAACAAAAAAAAAACAAUUGUAUAAGGAAACAUCCAAAACAACAAAUACCAAUAUUAUGAUUGUGUAGUAGUGCAAAUCCAGAAUUCAGUAAUUAUGUAUAAUCAAAAGAAAAUGCGAAGAUUGGAAAGAAAUUUUGUUGUGUUUUUUUCGUAGCUUAAGACCCUAUUGUUUUGGAUCGUAUAAAUUUUCUUCAUCCCCUUUUUCUUUCCCUAUCAUCAUCGUUUCGAUGUUUCUGUAUGUACAAAAAUUAAAUGCGAAAAUCCUCAAUCAUCUGAUGUGUUUAGAUGUACAUAUCGAUUACUAUCUUUUUUCUCUUUUCUUUGGAGACGGUUUGAUAAAAAUUAAAUUUAAACGGAAAAAUUGUAACUGUUUUUUUUACUCGCCAAAUGCUAGAACCGAAUACCAGUAUGUUUAAUUUCACUAAGAUCGAAAAAAACCCAAACGUGAAAUAAAAAUAGCAAACGUGGGAAAGUGCAAGAAAGAAGUUAAUUUAACAAAAAAAAACAAUAUGUGUACGUUCAAAAAACCACGUACGUUAAUAAGAUAGCGGCUGAAAGAUGAGAUGUCCAAUGAGAUGAAGAAACAAUGAAAUUACCCAUGCAAAGAAGAAAAUCCCACGUAAUAAUUUAACAACCAGAAAUAUAUAUGCGAGAAUAACAAAUGAGAUGUGCCGAGAAUAGGAAGUGGGUGAAACACAAAAUGAAGAAAUACAGAAACCGAGGAAACACAGACGAAGAAAACAUACAUGAAUGGAAUGAAAAGAUUAUGUUCAAGUCGAUUUAAGAACAUACAGUUUUUUUAGUUAUAAGUAAUACAAUAUUAUACAUAUUAUAAAUAUAUACACGGUAUUAGAUAAAGCAUAA
Messenger RNA from Uranotaenia lowii, 10160 nucleotides. Its product is annotated as zinc finger protein 704-like. The transcript is spliced from 4 exons. Gene Ontology annotation, biological process: regulation of transcription by RNA polymerase II. Gene Ontology annotation, cellular component: nucleus. Gene Ontology annotation, molecular function: RNA polymerase II cis-regulatory region sequence-specific DNA binding; DNA-binding transcription factor activity. Bases 66 to 1151 code for a protein of 361 amino acids. Lineage: Eukaryota; Metazoa; Arthropoda; Insecta; Diptera; Culicidae. The record is from RefSeq and is a predicted model, not a curated record.